AUGUCAGAAAAAAAAAAAGUUUUAAUUAUAGGUGCUGGUUAUGCUGGUAUUGAAGCUGCCAAAUUAUUAGAUUCUAAAUUUGAUGUUACAGUUGUCGAAAGAAAAAAAACAUUUUUCCAUUGCGUUGCCUCAGUACGUGUUGCUGUAGAACCAGAGUUAGUCCCACAAGUAUACAUCCCAUAUGAUAAACUUUUAAAGAAUGGUAAAUUUAUAUUCUCCUCUGCUACUGAGAUUACACCAAACCAUGUUACCCUUGAAGACGGCCAAACCCUUCACUUUGAUUACUUGGUAAUUGCUACUGGUUCCAAUGUAUUAGCUCCAUUCAAAGCCCCACUCAACCUUACAAACAAUAGAGAUAUCCAACAAUACUUUGAUAAUUUUUCAAAUCAAAUCAAACAAGCAAACAAAAUAUUAAUUGUAGGUGGUGGUAGUGUUGGUGUAGAGUUUGCCGCUGAAGUAUAUGAUAAAUAUGGAAAAGAUAAAAAAAUUACCAUUGUACAUAGUGGCUCCACUUUAGUAAAUGAUGCAAUGGCACCAAAGUUCAACAAUAUGACAUUAAAAUCAAUGGAAAAGAGAAAUAUACAUUUAGUAUUAAAUGAUAGAAUCGCCUUACCAGAGUCAGUCAGAGAAUCAUUAAAUAGCCAAUCUGCUUUACUACCAACCCCAUCAACCGCCACUUAUACAACCGAAAAAGGUGAACAAAUAGAAGCCGAUUUAUUAAUUUGGACUGUUGGUAUUAAAAUCAAUAGUGAAGCUUACACAAAUUCACAUUUCCAAAACUCUAUUAAUCAACAAGGUCAAAUUAAAGUUAAUGCCAGCUUACAAGUCGAAGGUUUCAAAAAUAUUUUUGCCGUUGGUGAUGUCACCGAUACUAAAGAAUUUAAAACAGCUUUCAAUGCCUCAACCCAUGCCAAAGUUGUUGCCAAAGUCAUCGAAGCCGUCAAUAAAAAUAGCAAUAAAUUACCAACCCAUACUCCAUCAAAACCAGUUAUGAUAUUAGCUCUCGGUAAAUCAGAUGGUGUUUUUCAAUUACCAAAUCAAAUGGUCAUGGGAUCAUUCCUUUCAAAACUAUUAAAAAGCAAAACUUUAUUUAUUAAAAAAACAUGGGAGGGACUCGGUAAUCCAAAACAAUUAAAUUUUAAUUAA
Molecule: messenger RNA, 1146 nt
Organism: Dictyostelium purpureum
Lineage: Eukaryota; Evosea; Eumycetozoa; Dictyosteliales; Dictyosteliaceae
Exons: 1
Coding region: 1-1146 (381 amino acids)
Cellular component (GO): cytoplasm
Molecular function (GO): flavin adenine dinucleotide binding; electron-transferring-flavoprotein dehydrogenase activity
Source: RefSeq, a predicted model, not a curated record